Molecule: messenger RNA, 402 nt
Organism: Pongo pygmaeus (Bornean orangutan)
Lineage: Eukaryota; Metazoa; Chordata; Mammalia; Primates; Hominidae
Product: inositol-pentakisphosphate 2-kinase-like
Exons: 2
Coding region: 1-402 (133 amino acids)
Biological process (GO): inositol phosphate biosynthetic process
Cellular component (GO): nucleus
Molecular function (GO): inositol-1,3,4,5,6-pentakisphosphate 2-kinase activity; ATP binding
Source: RefSeq, a predicted model, not a curated record
AUGGAGGAGCACUGGGGUGGAGUAAAUGCCCUUGGGCAGAAGCUUCAGGGACUGCAGGGGGAUGGGAAGCGGGGAGCAGGACCGCAGGGAGGAAGGGUGCAGCAGUACCGCAUCGCCAUGACUGCCAAGGACUGCUCCAUCAUGAUCGCACUCUCCCCCUGUCUGCAGGAUGCCAGAUCUGAUCAAAGGCCUGUCAUCCCUUCAUCGAGGCCCAGGUUUGCUUUCUCCAUGUCUGUGGUGGACCUUGACCUCAAGCCCUAUGAGAGCAUUCCCUAUCAGUAUAAACUGGAUGGCAAGAUCAUCAACUAUUAUUCAAAGACUGUACGUGCCAAAGACGACACCAUGACGUCAACUCGGUUCAAGGAAAGUGAAGAUUGCACACUAGUUCUCCACAAGAUCUAA